AUGUCCAGCUAUCCGUACGGGCAGGGUUGCCCAGGAACUGCAGGACAAGCACCUGGAGCCCCUCCAGGCAGCUACUACCCUCCGCCCACCCAUGGUGGCCAGUAUGGAAGUGGGAUACCUCCAGGUGGCGGUUUUGGGGGUCCUGCACCUGGGGGCCCUUAUGGACCACCAGCUGGUGGAGGACCUUAUGGACACCCUGGAGGACUCCCUUCUGGAAUUCCAGGAGGACCCUAUGGCGGUGCAGCCCCAGGAAGCCCCUAUGGUCAGCCACCUCCAAACUCCUAUGGUGCCCAGAAUCCGGGGCCUUAUGGGCAGGGUCCUCCUCCAGGUGGCGCCCCUCCCAAUGUGGAUCCUGAGGCCUACUCCUGGUUCCAGUCGGUGGACUCCGAUCACAGUGGCUACAUCUCCAUCAAGGAGCUGAAGCAGGCUCUGGUCAACUCCAAUUGGUCCUCAUUCAAUGAUGAGACGUGCCUCAUGAUGAUAAACAUGUUUGACAAGACCAAGUCAGGCCGCAUCGAUGUCUAUGGUUUCUCGGCCCUGUGGAAAUUCAUCCAGCAGUGGAAGAACCUCUUCCAGCAGUAUGAUCGCGACCACUCAGGCUCCAUCAGCUACACAGAGCUGCAGCAAGCUCUGUCUCAAAUGGGUUACAACCUGAGCCCCCAGUUUACCCAGCUCUUGGUCUCCCGUUACUGCCCGCGCUCUGCCAAUCCCUCCAUGCAGUUGGACCGUUUCAUCCAGGUGUGCACCCAGCUGCAGGUGCUGACUGAGGCCUUCAGGGAGAAGGACACAGCUGUGCAGGGCAAUAUCCGGCUCAGCUUCGAGGACUUCGUCACCAUGACAGCCUCUCGGAUGCUCUGA
This is a messenger RNA of Elephantulus edwardii (Cape elephant shrew), 858 nucleotides long. It is a transcript of the gene PEF1, whose product is annotated as penta-EF-hand domain containing 1. Gene Ontology annotation, molecular function: calcium ion binding. Bases 1 to 858 code for a protein of 285 amino acids. The record is from RefSeq and is a predicted model, not a curated record. The transcript has 5 exons. Lineage: Eukaryota; Metazoa; Chordata; Mammalia; Macroscelidea; Macroscelididae. Gene Ontology annotation, biological process: COPII vesicle coat assembly.